Oryctolagus cuniculus (rabbit) is the source of this 1432-nucleotide messenger RNA. RefSeq names its product ER membrane protein complex subunit 10 (gene EMC10). The record is from RefSeq and is a predicted model, not a curated record. NCBI's taxonomy places the organism in Eukaryota, Metazoa, Chordata, Mammalia, Lagomorpha, Leporidae. Gene Ontology annotation, cellular component: EMC complex.
CGGCCCCGGGUUGGUGGGAACGGGUGGACAUGGCGGCGGCCGGCGCGGGGGCCACACGGCUGCUCCUGCUCUUGCUGUUGGCGGCAGCAGCGCCCAGCCGGGCCCGGGGCAGCAGCUGCCGGGCCGGGACCGUCGCGCGGGGGGCCGGGGUGGAAGGCCGGGAGGCCGAGGGCUGUGGCGCGGUGGGGCUGGUUCUGGAGCACUCCUUCGAGAUCGAUGACCACACGCACUUCCGGAAGCGCGGCUCUCUGCUCUGGAACCAGCAGGAUGGCAGCCUGUCCCUGUCGCAGCGGCAGCUCAGCGAGGAGGAGCGGGGCCGCCUCCGGGACGUGGCAGCCCUGAAUGGCCUGUACCGUGUGCGGGUCCCGCGAAGGCCUGGAGCCCCUGACGGCCCCGAAGCCGGCGGCUACGUCUCCUCCUUUGUCCCUGCGUGCUCCUUGGUGGAGUCGCAUCUCUCCGACCAGCUGACCCUGCAUGUGGACGUGGCCGGCAACGUGGUGGGGGUGUCGGUGGUCACGCACCCCGGGGGCUGCCGGGGCCACGAGGUGGAGGACGUGGACCUGGAGCUAUUCAACACCACGGUGCAGCUGCAGCCGCCCGUCACAGCGCCGGGCCCGGAGACGGCCGCCUUCAUCGAGCGCCUGGAGAUGGAGCAGGCGCAGAAGGCGCGGAACCCCCAGGAGCAGAAGUCCUUCCUGGCCAGAUACUGGCACCUCAUCCUGGGGGGGGCCGUGUUGCUCACAGCCCUGCGUCCGGCCGCCCCGGGGCCCGCGCCGCCGCCGCCGGACGCCUGAUGGAUGUACAUCCUGCCCGUGGUCCUGUUCCUCAUGAUGUCCGGAGCGCCCGACGCCGGGGGCCAGGGUGGGGGCGCGGCCGCAGGCGGGGGCGGGGGCAGCGGCCGCUGAGCCUGCGCGCCUCUGCCCCCCGGAGCGCCCUGUAAACGCCCGACUUCAGCGUCUCCCGUGGUCCCGGGAGGACCUGCGGCCUCGGCCCUGGCGCCGCCGCCCACCCUGGGCCCCUGCACUGCUUUGGGCCAGCGAGUGGCUGACGGGGGCGGGGGGGGGGUUCCCCCCUGCCUGGGCGCGCCCCGCCUCCGUGCCUUCCUCCCCGCGUUGUCCCCCGGCUCCUGUCCCCGCCCACCCCGCAGCACUGGAUGGGGCGCCCCGCCCCACAGCACCUCAGCACUGGCCUGGGCGGGCCAAGAGGAGAUCUGGAGCCUCGUGGAAGUCCUGGACGCCCGCCCCCGCCCAGGUCCGCCCGGUGCGAGGCUGGGAGAGCCGCGGCCGGGACCGCACUGAGGAAGUGGCCGCGCUAUGGCACUGAGCCCUGUCCCCGGGCGCCCCCACUCCCGCAGACGCCGCCCGCGGGCUCUGCCUCAGACGGUGGUCGAUCAGCAGCAAGUUCUUUAAAAACAAAGUUUUUUAAAAUUUUA